Kwoniella botswanensis is the source of this 1440-nucleotide messenger RNA. RefSeq lists its product as uncharacterized. The record is from RefSeq and is a predicted model, not a curated record. The transcript has a single exon. Lineage: Eukaryota; Fungi; Basidiomycota; Tremellomycetes; Tremellales; Cryptococcaceae. The coding region runs from base 1 to 1440 and encodes 479 amino acids.
AUGGAGAAUACUACCUCACCCAGUGUCGACGAUCGUACCAAAGGGAAAAGCGUUGGUUCCGCAUCAGCUUCUCUACGCGCAUUGUUAUCUAGUACUGAUAACAGCCAGAGUGGCAAAACGUAUCGCGAUACCAACACAGUGGCUCUAAGCGAGCAUCAAGCUCUGGGAUUAAACGAAUACUCUUAUCAAGCUUUACAACAGGAUAUCGAAGAUUUAAGAAGGGAGAUCAAAAAUUUGAAGACGGACUGGGCGGACUCACGAAGAAGUCUCCUAAAUCGAGAUCGAGAUACGAGAGACGUAGAUGCAAGAGGCACUCCAGUAGCUUGGCAAGCUAUGAAAUUCUGGACAAAAGUUGAUCUUAUGAAAAGUGACCUAAGAAUGCAAGUCGCAAUGGAAUGGUUGAGGUUAUCUAGAGCUCAAGAUACCGAGUUGGACCGAAGAUGUACGGAUGAUCCUGAGGAUUUUCGUAAUGGUGUUUUAUCGAUGUUGGAGACUGAUCCGAAGGUUCACAAAAGAUUGGAUGAUUAUUUUGACAGCAAGGUACCAUACAAUUGGUACGCUUUGGCCACUGCGUCUGAACCUGGACUCAACUGUGAUUCUACACAGACAGCCGAUCGACCGGAUCCAUCUUCAAGGGAUGUUAAUGACUCGAGCUUAACGAUGAGCUGGACAGCAAGUGUACUCCGUAAGAUGACAAGAUCUGGCGAUAUACCGAAGAUUGUCCCGCAAUUAGAUAUCAAACUUGGCAAUAAACGUAUGACUUCAAAAGGUUAUUUUAUCGAACUUCCUCCGGUUACUUUAAUAGAUUAUGAAAGGCAUAUUCAUUCACGAUCAAGUGCGAUGAGAGUCAAUGAGCUAAGGAAGGAGAACAAUAGAUUAAUUGGCGAGAGGAAUGGGAUAUUCAGAGAGAGACAUCAUAUGCUCAGUACGGUUGAUCAACUGGCGGAUAUGACUGCGCGACUUGACCAAUAUCUCAAGAUGACGAAGGAGGAGCUUAAUAAAAAGGUCGUAUACGAAGCGAUGAACGAUAUUGAAGAUGAGGAAGUUCAUAGACACUUGGACAUGUUAUGGAGGCAAUCAGCCCUCUCGGACGUAUUGGUAAGGAGCCCUUCAUACGACGAGUCCAUCAGUCGACAUGCCGAGAACCUUGUGAAAAACGCUUGGUGGGACGGAUGGGUGAGCCAACUCAAUUCUGAGGCGGAUCAUGGUACCAAAGAUUCCAGAAGCCAGACAGACUCGCGGGACUUGUUGUGGAGUCUUGUCAAUCGUGAUGUGGUGACCGAAAGACAAAGUCGAGGUGAAGAGAAGGGAACGUCUUUGAGAUCUUUGGGGGAGUACAAAGAUGGAGUACAUGCGUUAGAAGAUUGGAAUCCUGAUAGUUCCUUCCUGUGCGGUUUUGACAGAAAGGGAAAGAGUAGGGCUGAUGGAUAUGAGUAUUAA